AUGUACACCAAGGCCUUCCUUACCGCUAUCCUCGGCGCCAGCGCCGUCUCUGCCCACGGCUUCGUUGAGAAGAUCACCGCUGGCGGCAAGACCGUCGACGGCCUCAACCCCUCCAGCUACCCCUACCAGAACGACAAGCCCGUGACCCCUGGCUGGGCUGCUACCAACACUGACCUUGGCUUCGUCGCCCCCGACGCCACUGGCAACGCCGACAUCAUCUGCCACAGAGGUGCCACCCCCGGUACCUCUUCCAUCUCGGUCGCCGCCGGCCAGAAGGUCACCGUCAAGUGGAACACCUGGCCCGAGUCUCACAAGGGUCCCGUCAUGGACUACCUCGCCAAGUGCUCUGGCGACUGCACCAAGGCCACCAAGACCGACCUCAAGUUCUUCAAGAUCGCCGAGAAGGGCCUGACCAGCGGCAAGUGGGCUGCCGACGAGCUCCGCGAGAACAACCUCAGCUGGGACAUCACCAUCCCCAGCGGUCUCGCCGCCGGCAACUACGUCCUGCGCCACGAGAUCCUCGCCCUGCACUCCGCCGGCUCUGAGAACGGCGCCCAGUUCUACCCCCAGUGCAUCAACAUCCAGGUCACUGGCGGCGGCUCCUCCAACCCUACCGGUGUUGCUGGCACCAGCCUGUACACCGCCAAGGACAAGGGUGUCAUCUUCGACAUCUACAACAACCCUACCUCCUACCCCAUCCCCGGACCUGCUGUCGUUUCCGCGAAGCGCCGCAGCCACGCCCGCGACCUCAACAUCAUCAACUAA
Molecule: messenger RNA, 765 nt
Organism: Colletotrichum truncatum
Lineage: Eukaryota; Fungi; Ascomycota; Sordariomycetes; Glomerellales; Glomerellaceae
Product: endoglucanase iv precursor
Source: RefSeq, a predicted model, not a curated record